AUGAGAUAUACUUAUGGAUAUUUGACUUGGGAGUGGCGACGUGAUCAAUUGCGCAGCAUCGCUCAUCCAAUUUUAUUUGUAGCGGUGUAUAAAUUACUUGUGUUUUUAAGGAUUGAUCAAGUUGAUGAGUUCAUUAUAUAUGGGCCACGUAUUUUACAAGCGUUAAUUGCCGCUUUCGGCGAUUUAUACACGUACAAACUGGCAAGGCGCAUUUUUCGCGAAGAUCGAGUCGCUAAUCUUGCCUUAUUUUGUUCGCUUGUUUCAUGGUUUAAUUUUUAUUGCUCGGUACGAAUGUUAUCGAAUAGUGUGGAGACAGUUUUAACUACUGUGGCCUUGUAUUACUGGCCAUGGCCAUCAUUUGCAACCAAAGAUACGAGCUGGAAAGAAAGAUCUAGCAUGUUACGUAUAUCUUUAUCAAUCGCGGCACUGGCAUGUAUUUUACGCCCUACAAAUGCCGCACUUGAAUUCAAUCAUCUUCAAUACAACCUUAAUAAUGUAAGCAUGAUCUCAAAUUUAUUCUUUUUCCAAUUUUUAUUCUCAAACAAUCGGCCUAUUUCAAUCAUUUCUGCAGUUUUCGUGCCUUUUAACUUUUUCCGUGUCAACGUGUUCCAAUCGAUUUCGCUUUUUUAUGGUACUCACCCCUGGCAUUGGUACUUUACCCAAGGAAUUCCGGCUAUCGCCGCUAGCUUUCUCCCAUUUGUUACAAAAGGUAUCAUCUCGUCAGAAUCACAUGCGCCAAGAGCGAAACCUUUUGUGUCGCUGAUGCUUUGGGUUAUCAUUGGAUACAGCUUUCUCGGUCAUAAAGAGUUCCGUUUUAUUUAUCCCAUUUUGCCAAUUGCUAUAAUAUUCUCUGGAUUUGGUUUAGCAGAAAUCGCGCGAACAGAACAAUCUCAGAACUCCAUACAUCGUCAUUAUUUCAAAGCAUCAAUAGUAUUUUUGAUAAUAACUCAAAUACCAUUGGCUUAUUAUACAAGCUUCACCCAUCAACGCGGAGUUAUUGAUGUAAUUAAUUACUUGAGGAUAGGGGUAAAACAGGGAAAAGUGAGAGAUAUUGGAUUUUUGAUGCCAUGUCAUUCAACGCCGUUCUAUAGUAAUAUGCAUCAGAAUGUUACAAUGUGGUUCUUAACAUGUGAACCGCCAGUGAGUGAUACGACCGAUAUCAAUGAAUCAUCGCUAGACGAAGCAACUAUAUUUUACGCUGACCCUCAACAAUAUUUGACUAAUCGAUUUGAGCCUUUAACAAACAAACAAGAGUCAAAUAACGGUGUAUCAAACAAUAUUAUUAGCAUGAAUUCAUCUCGUGAAAAAUGGCCAAGUCAUCUUGUUAUUUUUCAAGCUUUAUUAAAGGAUCUUGAACCGUUUAUUGAUAAAGCGCAAUACCAUCAGCGAUGGGAUUUACCUGAACUUGGGUUCAACUUCAAAGAGGAUGUCUCGACACAGUCACAGGUAAAGUCAUCGGUGCAGCGAAAUAUUCGCUCCAAAAUUCUGGAUCAGUAUAAACAACUGGAAUCAGUAGUGGAUGAGGUGCUCCCGAAAAAGACGCCAUUGGUUUUAAUAAAAUGCCAUGAACAUAUCAACUUGUUAACAAUGAACAACGAGAUACUGUUCUUUCAACAUUUCGAUGGACCAUAUUAUCCGACUCUGCGUCUUCUUCAUAAAUAUCCAGAUGCAUUUCCACGUGUUCAAGUAGACCGUGGCGCGAUAAAAUUCAUUCUAUCUGGUGCAAAUAUCAUGUGCCCAGGAUUAACAUCAAAAGGUGCAAAAAUUGAACAAGAACUUCCGGCUGAUACUAUUGUCGGGGUAUUUGCUGAAGGGAAAGAGCAUGCGAUUGCGAUUGGAUUAAUGAAAUUGUCUACGGAAGAGAUUAAAAAAGUCAAUAAGGGUAUCGGGGUCGAUAAUAUUCAUUAUCUUAACGAUCCUUUGUGGAAGACUAUAGUGGAAGUCUAG
Molecule: messenger RNA, 1947 nt
Organism: Ambispora leptoticha
Lineage: Eukaryota; Fungi; Glomeromycota; Glomeromycetes; Archaeosporales; Ambisporaceae
Source: the annotation of a GenBank genome assembly